Rhipicephalus microplus (southern cattle tick) is the source of this 625-nucleotide messenger RNA. RefSeq lists its product as uncharacterized. The record is from RefSeq and is a predicted model, not a curated record. NCBI's taxonomy places the organism in Eukaryota, Metazoa, Arthropoda, Arachnida, Ixodida, Ixodidae.
ACCGAGACCCGGAGUUUGCAAUGCGGGGAAGUAUUCAACUGCUACAGAGAGUACAGUUCGGUGCUGUUUCAGGACGAGCUGCUCCCGAAUGCGGACGGAGCUUCAACGAUACUUCAUACCUCUCUGCGUGCAGCUUCUUUGCAGUGGGCUCAACUUGCGAGCUCAUCAUCAAGGACUGUCCGAAAUCCUUCAGAGACCAGUUCACGCGGUCUGAGGAGGGCUACAAGGACACAAGGAGCAUCGUCUGCGACGCGCCAUCUCUUCAAGCUCUGGUGAGGCUCUCGCUGUGUUUGAACAACGACCGCUUGCACAAAUGUGUGGAUAACCCGAUGACAAAACCGAAAAACGGAACAAAUCCUCGGGAACACUGGUGCAAGCUCACCAAGGAUUCGCUCAGGUGCGUCGACGAGGGCGUCAUGCAGUGCAGGCACUCGUACGAAAAGGAGAGGCCCAUCUUCAGGAAAUACUUCACUGCCGUGUCCAAAAUGCUCCAGUGCGACGCCAUCGCUAGCGGAAGUGCGGCUGUUGCGGCUCCCCGUGCCUCUGUGUUCGGAAUUCUAGGGUUAAUGCUCACGUGGUGGGUGACGGCAAAAUGGUAAUAAAGUAUGCUGCACCUUACAACGUA